Molecule: messenger RNA, 2542 nt
Organism: Macadamia integrifolia
Lineage: Eukaryota; Viridiplantae; Streptophyta; Magnoliopsida; Proteales; Proteaceae
Exons: 12
Coding region: 695-2338 (547 amino acids)
Source: RefSeq, a predicted model, not a curated record
AGAAUCGAAGCCAAAAUCAAUUGAAGUAGUGAGCUGUUUUAAAAAGUCGUUUUCUAGUAUAAAGGCUCCCAACGCCCGAAGCCUGCAAGUGGAAUUUCUGAUACUGACAGUUCAGUUUCAGAAUUGCCUUUUCUUUAAUCUGCAAAAAGAGAAAAGAAGGAAGAGGAAGAAGGAAGGAAAGAGUUAAGAAAUUCAAAAGCAAUUUCUUCCUAAAGCUUCACUGGGUGAAUGAUUCUACCAAGCUCUCAUGGUUUCUGGAUCUCCGAUUGAUUCCUUAUCAGUUCUCUCGUCCGAUUUGGUGUUGUAGACUUGUAGCGAUCCAGAACCUGCGAAUCUUUAUCUUUUCGGAAGCUUUGUGUGAAGAUGUAAAGAUUACUUCAAAGUGUUCUGCUUUUCCUUUUCGAUGGGAAAUGAAUUAAGAGAGGGAGUUUGAAAUCCAGUUUAACAAGUGCUUUAUGGCUUCUGACUUGCUCCAUUGCUUCGGUCCUUUGGUUUUCAGAUGAUUUAUUACUAACGCAACAUGCAGCUUUGUUACAUGCGGUGUACAAUUUGCUCUCGUGCAUUAGAAACGGUUGAAAUUUUUUUUUCUCUAACGCCUAAUUACAUGUUGAAGGAAAUGGUUUUGAGAAAUUUUGAUCGGUACUUAUCGGCAAUUUGAGCGGAAUUCUGGUAGAGAGAGCUUUGAGAAGUAACCAUGGCUGGGAAUAGAGUUGAGGUGAUCCACAGCAAGGGCUGUUCGAAAUUAUCUGUUGGGAUUUCCUCUUCGCUGUCUUCUUUGCGAGGGAUGCAAUCCUUCGAGCCAACGCAUUCAGCUUCCUUAGCCAGGUCUCAGCCCAACGUUCGAGCCAGCGGUCCAUUCGCUGGUCUGGUUAUUUGUGUCACUGGUCUAUCCAAAGAAGCGAGGAAACAGGUCAUGGAUGCCACAGAGAAAUUAGGUGGUCAAUACAGUUCCAGCUUGCAUUCACAAUGUACUCAUCUGGUGGCCCAGAGCUUCAGUGGACGUAAGUUUGAGCAUGCUUUAAAGCAUGGAUUGGGAAAUGGUCUAUUUGUUGUCACCUUGGGAUGGUUCGUGGAUAGUGUCAAGAGGAAUGUGAGGUUGAGUGAAUCACUUUAUAGUGUUAAAACUGUUGGAGAAAGUGGCUUACAAGUGAAGGAGUUGAAUCGGCCUGUGGGGUUCACUGCCACGGAGAAUACUUGUUUGCCUGUUGGUCUGCGUGAAGAUACUACACAAUGUAGCAACGGUCUGCAAUCGCAUACACACGUUACUGGAAAGGAGAAUAGUAAGACUGGGGCAGCAGUUCUUUCCAGACACUCCAUAUUUGUCGAUUCAGAUAUUUCCACGGAACUACGCAGUAAGGUUGUAGAGACAGCUACACAAGAAGGUGCUACAAUUGUGGAUCAAUGGUUUGUUGGUUGCAGUGCAAGUCAUGUAGUGUGUGAAGGACCUUCUGUUCAGAGAUAUCUUGGCCACACUGAUAAUGUUGUCACACCAUUUUGGAUUCUCAAAACGACGAAGGAGAAAAAUAAGCAAAGGCUCGUGCAUUUGUCUGCUGAUUUAGCUAGGCAAGUUGGCAUGAUCCUGGAGAGUUUUCAGACUGUAAUCGCAGGGAAGGCAGCAAAUGGGGUUGGUGCCUGUCAAGAUUCACUAAAUUUUCAUUUAGCACAAAGAAAAUUUAUAAAAAUCCCUGAAGAAAGACAGAAGACUGUUAAUUUGGCAAAAGUUGGUGUCAGAAAUCGUCGUGGUUGCCAUAUGCAGACAUUUCAAGCUCCAAUGCGCCCAAUUGCCCCAAGCAGCCUUCUGGAUUCUAUCUGCUGGUCAAUAUCUGAGCCAACUUCAACUGCUUGUAUUCAUACAGAUUCUUAUGGUUUUGAGGAUGUAAGCGACCAACACACUUCUAUAUUCUUUGAUGCCAGAGGGGACCCAGAAGCCUCGUUAGAGAACUUCUCUCGUCCACUCAAAGAAAGUGAAAAGGCAGAGUUGAUAUUCAAAAAUCACUUUCUUACGAUUCUGUUUCCAAUUGACCGAUUUAGUGAGAUGGGGCCUUCUUCCAGAACAUACUUCAGCGAUUCUGGUUUUACAUGUUUGCAGGUGUUAGAUCAUAUCUAUGCAUUUUAUCAGGAAAACAUGUCAUCGGAAGACGUAGAUGCUGCAAUUCAUACCGACUCUAGGUAUGCUGAUCGGCUUCGAUCGGUCUAUGCCACCAAAGAGACAGCAGAGCUUGGUUAUGUACGAUUCAAGCGGAUUGAUUUUCUUGGAAGUCGUAAAAGUUUUGAAAUGUUGAAGCGUGUUAAUGGGGAUAACAAUAGCAAUGUGUAUGAGCUGUUGAUCAGAACAUGAGUUCUUCUUUAAGUUUGAAUCUCUCUCCCAUUCCUGGAGACGGAAGACCUGUUACAACUUACAAGCCCCAGCUCCAGAUCAUUGGAUAAUAACUCUUGCGUUCAUCUGUACAAUGAUGAAAAUAAGAUUGUGUUUAUACCUGAAAUUUGUAGAUUAUUGAGUUUCACCGCAUAUAAUAAAUAGUGUCAUGCCAUUGUAUGAUCA